Molecule: messenger RNA, 2359 nt
Organism: Coccidioides posadasii C735 delta SOWgp
Lineage: Eukaryota; Fungi; Ascomycota; Eurotiomycetes; Onygenales; Onygenaceae
Gene: RPD3
Product: histone deacetylase
Biological process (GO): negative regulation of transcription by RNA polymerase II
Cellular component (GO): Rpd3L-Expanded complex; nucleus
Molecular function (GO): histone deacetylase activity
Source: RefSeq, a predicted model, not a curated record
CUCUGCCUUUCUCACUCCGUUCUCCUCGCAUUCACUGCUGGCUAAUGUGCCUGUGCCAUUCUCUUCUGUUCAGCGCUCUGUUCCAGUCAGUCAAUCCUAGACUCUGGCACUUCACUGCUUGCUUCCACUUUGUUCAAAUUUCACUCCACCCCCCGUUGCCCUCGUCGCACGCACGUUUGAUAGCAACUAAGCGCUCCCGAUUUGGCCGAUUGCAGCCAUGGCUGGUCUCGGUCCCAUUGAUCUUUCUAUGACGAAUGGAGCUGCUGAGAAGAAACGAGUUGCUUAUUUCUACGAUUCCGACGUGGGCAACUAUGCUUACGUUGCUGGGCAUCCGAUGAAGCCUCAUCGGAUUCGAAUGACCCAUAGCUUGGUCAUGAAUUAUAGCUUGUACAAGAAGAUGGAAAUCUACCGCGCCAAACCGGCCACCAGGCUAGAAAUGACACAGUUUCACACUGAUGAAUAUAUUGAUUUUUUGUCCAAAGUAACCCCCGACAACAUGGAAAGCUUUCAGAAAGAGCAGCAGCGAUACAACGUGGGUGAUGAUUGCCCCGUAUUCGACGGACUCUUCGAAUUUUGCGGCAUCAGCGCCGGCGGCUCCAUGGAGGGCGCGGCGCGCCUUAACCGGGGCAAAUGCGACAUCGCCGUGAACUGGGCCGGUGGUCUUCACCACGCAAAGAAGAGCGAAGCCAGUGGCUUUUGCUACGUUAACGACAUCGUUCUCGGAAUCCUCGAGCUGCUUCGUUUCAAACAGCGCGUUCUCUAUGUCGAUAUUGAUGUACACCACGGUGACGGUGUCGAAGAGGCCUUCUACACGACCGAUCGCGUUAUGACCGUCUCAUUUCACAAGUACGGUGAGUACUUCCCCGGCACGGGCGAACUCCGCGAUAUUGGUGUCGGUGCCGGGAGGUAUUAUGCAGUGAACGUUCCGCUGCGCGAUGGUAUAAACGACAUCUCAUACAAAGGAAUUUUCGAACCCGUGAUCAAGAACGUAAUGGAGUGGUAUCGACCUGAGGCCGUCGUCCUCCAGUGUGGCGGUGAUAGUUUAUCGGGUGACCGUCUUGGUUGCUUUAACCUCAGUAUGAGAGGCCAUGCCAACUGCGUGAAAUACGUCAAGAGCUUUGGACUCCCGACCAUGAUCUUGGGUGGCGGCGGGUACACCAUGAGAAACGUUGCCCGUACGUGGGCAUUUGAAACGGGUCUGCUUGUCGGGGAGCAGCUGCCCACCGAAUUGCCCUACAAUGAUUACUAUGAAUAUUUUUCGCCCGAUUACGAACUGGAUGUUCGGCCAUCCAAUAUGGAUAAUAAUAACUCUAGAGAAUAUAUCGAUAGAAUCCGGAAGCAGGUCAUUGAGAACCUGAAGCGUUCCGCCCACGCGCCUUCCGUGCAGAUGACGGAUGUUCCCCGUGACGCUUUGGUCGAUGGCAUGGAUGACGAGGCCGACGCUAUCCUUGACGAUCUGGAUGAGGACGAAAACAAGGAUACGCGAUUCACAAAGAGACGAUUCGAUCAAUAUAUUGAAAAAGAAGGUGAACUAAGCGAGAGUGAAGAUGAGGAGAUGGCAGCUGAGAAUGGUGUCCGCCGCCAACCCAAUGGCACAAAGCGGCGCAAUCAAGUCAAUUACCGAAACUUAGAACCUGAAUCUGGAAUGAACAGUGGUAUUGCCACUCCUCGCGAUGCGUCUUCCGUCGCUGAUGAGGAGGUUUCUGAUACGAAGAUGGACGAUGUUGGAGAUAUUGAUAUCCCGGAUAAGCGCUCACCUACCCCCACUGCGGAACCUUCAACUCGACCUGAAUCAAGGAUAGAGACGGAGGAGCCCUCCGUUCCAGAGCAACAAACAGCCCCCACGACUGAAAAUGAAGACAAAAUACCGGUAGCAUCUCCUCCAGUGUCGCCACAGGGGUCGGCACAACCGAAUGGUGACGAGGAUACCAAUAUGGAGGACGCAAUCGUCGAGCCAGAGCCAUCCGAGCCGCCAACGGCCCCCAGCGAACCUUUGGUCGCUACUCCCCCCAAAUCACCUCAACCUGAAGCUUCGGCCCAAUCAGCCACAUCUCCUCACCCCGCAGAACCUGAGGAGGGUCCUGCGAAUGCUGAGUGACGGAUGCGUCUACUUUACGACAAUAUGUAGCUCCAAGACAUGUACUCAUGCGGCAUUUGAUUUUCAAGGUCUGGCGCCAGGAGAAUACUAGGCGAGGUUUCAUCAUAUGAGAGUUCUAGCAAGGCGUGGAAAAGCGGCUUGGGGUGGUGGGUAAUCUACUUUACUUCGGCAAUGGGGUUUUCUCUUCAUGUUCUUGUCAUAUAUCUAUAGUGUCUAUGUUAUUUUUAGUUUCUACGGCAAUGUACAGCGUUGUGUCUGCCC